AUGAGCUGGCUCUUCUUUGUUGUCUCUCAAAUUGUAUUGACUCUUUCAAGCUGCCCAUAUGAUAGCUGAGGAUCUGGGUGUAAUAACCCAAAAUUUAUGGUGGAUUCCAAAGUAUGUGCAGCUGGAUGUCCUACACUUUAUUAUUUCUAUCAACAGUAUUUUGAUAUAGGAUGAUUUAGCUACUGUAGUAAGCCUACUGGCAGCGAUGCAAUUUUAUUCACAUUAAUACUAUCAAAGGUUCAAGAUUUAACUUUAACUUAUGUGUCAGAUCUAAAUGAUUCUAAUAAGAAAUUUGUGAACCCAGGAGGAAUCCCAUAUAUUUCUGAAACACAAAAUUCUCCACUUCCGACUUUAGAUCGUGGCUUUUAUUUUGCUAAUACAUCAAGUAUGACAAGCAAUCAGAGCUAUACACCUGGCCUUUAUUUUAUUUUAAAUUUGAUAAUCAAGCCUUUGGGAAGUGGAGAAAUUUUAAAUAUACAAAUAAAUUCAACACAAUAUGUGAGGAUAUGAGCAGAUAUCUCUGGCUAUUAUAAAAUUAGUGCAUUAAUUUUUAACUCCAAUGGGGCUCAAAUAGCAGUAUCUGGAGCCUCCUCUGUUAAAUAUUCGUUAUCUUGGCACUCACUCUCAGUUUCUCUGUCGCAGUUGUGUUGUGAUUUAGGCUCCAUAACCUUUUAUAUAGAUGGGAAUGAGGCUGGAAAAGUAAUGCUAAGUAACUCUGAAAUAAGUUUUCCAACUGAGACUUAUAUAUGGACUUUUGGAAAUACAGGCAGAAACAACUCAUUUAAAGGAUUUAUUUAUUGGAUUCAAGCAAGAGCUGAUAGCAAUAUAAACUAUGGGAUUAUGACUAUCACUAUUGAUUGCACUAAUAAUCAAUAUUGAGAUGGAUCUGCUUGUCAAAAUUGCGAGGCUGACUGUCCAACUUGGCCUUGGUGCAUUAGAGGCGGUGACUGUAGUUUUUGUAGUUCCACAGAUUGCAGUUCAUGCUACGGUUAUUCUUUAUCAAUGUGCAAAGAUCAUUUUUCUAAUCAAAUACCUAAAAUUUCCCGCCUCGUUUGCUGACCAGGAUGUCAAACUUGUACUGGAAUUGAAUAUUACGAAUGUACCAGCUGCCAAAUAGGCUAUUACUUUCUUAAUAUACAAUGUUUACCGGAAUGCCCAACAGGAUAUACCCAAAACUCUACAACAAAUAGCUGUGAUCUUGGUGUUGAUUAUAUUUAUCUAUUUUUAUUUCCUAAGAUAAUACUUUUGGACUCAAUUUCUGGAAAAGACGUAGGAUCAUCGAAUAUCAAUUCAUAUCCAAAUUAUGACCCUAAUGAUCCUUAUCCAGCUUAUAAUCGGGGAUAUUAUUUUAACCCUAGCAGCUAUUUAAAAACAAGUUAUAUGCUUUCACCUUCUCAUUCUAUCACAGCCUGAAUAAGGCCUAUUACAGAUGGUCUCCUCUUAAUCAAGUAUAUAUCAGGUACAACCCAAUGGUCUGUGAAAAUUUUGCCUUCAGGACAGCCAGAACUUUCUGUUUUCCUCUCAGACUCUUCUACAAUUCUUUCUGUAACAGGUGCAUCAAGCGCCCUAAAUUAUUGAUUUUUCAUUGUAUUUGAUUGUGAUAUUAAUUCUGAUGGGACAACUACUGCAAAAUCUUAUAUUGAUACAGCCAACCUGGCCACCUCUUCAUCUACAAUUCCUCUUUAUCCAUUAGACAGCUCAUCAGGAGAUCUAUAUCUAGGGCACUAUAGCUCAGGAUUCACUGGAUUUGCAUGGAAAGUUAAGCUUAUCCCUAUAACAAACUCGUGAGACACUUUUUAUGUUACUUCAGGAUGUUUAGGAAAUUGCUCAAAAUGUGCAGGAGAUUUAACUUGUCUGGACAGCUGUUCAAUUAAUCAAUAUUUUGACGGAUCUAUAUGCAAAAACUGUAUAGAUACUUGCACUAAAGGAUGCAGAAAUUCUGAUACCUGCAGAUUAUGCAAGACAAAAGAAUGUGCUACCUGCACUGCAUUUUCAGGGGCGAAUUCAUGCCUAACUUGUAUUACAAAUGCUGUAAGUGAUGGAGCUGGGGGCUGUAAAUGUGCAGAUAAUGCUUUCUGGGUAUCUUCAUCACAGUCUUGCGAAAUUUGUGAUAAUUUCUGCUCAACUUGUUUGAAAACAGCUUAUUUUGAAUGCUCAGCGUGUUCAGGAACAAAUUUUUUGAUUGGGACAGUCUGCUUUAGUCGCUGUCCUUAUGGGUUUGGAUCUCCCUGCUCACCAGUGUCAACUGCUGUCAUCGAUUUAUCUUUUGAUGGAGAUUUUCUAGGCCAAUACGGACUUUUUGUAACAGGUACAGAUUUCGUGUCCUUUCAGUUUUUUAAUAACCCUGAGGCUCUUGAUCCUAUCCCUGCAUAUAAGCGAGGCUUAUUUUUUGAUGGAAGUAAGCAUUUAUCAACCUGAACAAACCCUCAAUUGUUUCAUAGUUUUUCUUUAGGGGCUUGAAUUUAUGUAAUUAUUGAUGGUAGCUGAAUGCAAAAAUCUAUCUUGAUUAAUUAUUCUUCAUUGGGGAGCUUUACUAUUAGACUUCAACUUUGGAAUAAUACCAAUAUUCCUGUAACUUUGUCCUCAUCAGGUCUACUCAACACUUGAAAGUACUUAUCAGUCACCUCUAUUUAUUAUCUAGGGCAAACUACUUUAGCAAUCUAUAUGAAUGGCGCUGCUCUCUCAUCACUUCUAGUUCCAGAUAGGAUUUUUAGAGAUAGUGCUACAAGCACUAUAACAAUUGGAAAAAGCAGCACAUCAGGUUUUGUUGGAUUCGUUAGGUCUUUUCAGAUGUGAAAUACUCCAAUAACUGAUUUUUCCAGCUAUAUAAAUGCAGCUUGUGGAUCAGGGUCAGCUUGCUUAUGGUCUUGUGAUUUGUCUCAUUAUUAUGAUGGUGCGAACUGUGUAUCCUGCAAUUCAUGCAGCCUUGGAUGUGUAAGGGGAAAUACCUGCAAUAUUUGUUAUGAUUUAUUAUGCUUGAAAUGUACAGGAUUUGACUCAGGAAAAUGCACUCAGUGUGUUAUUAAUGCGAGUUUAAAUGUAGGGGUAUGUGCUUGUAAUCCUGGAUAUGGGGUGUCUUCUGAUGGAUUUUCAUGUUUUGCGUGCUAUACUGGGUGCUCUCAAUGUACAGGCUCAACUUCUCAUGAAUGCAAAGCAUGCUUUUCAGGAUAUUUUUUCUAUGGAGAUACUGGUGAAUGCUUAACUGCAUGCCCAACGGGGUAUAUUAUCAAUCCUGGGACAAAUAUCUGUGUAAAAUGCGAUGUCUCAUGCAAAACAUGUACUUCUGCUAGCUAUUUGGAUUGCUUGGAAUGUGCUGAUAGCUAUUAUAAGAUUACUGGAAUUUGUUUAGGCGGCUGCCCGUCAGGGUAUUCUUUAUCUGCAAAUGGGUGCGUGCAGGAGAAAAUUUUUGAUUUAGAUUUGAAUACUCUAAAUGGAGUCAUUUAUGAUAAAGCAAGCUCGAUACCGGUUGUUACUGGCUCUACUAAUAAAUUUUAUCCAAAUUAUGAACCUGACGACCCAAUCCCUGCUUAUCUGAGAGGAUUCUGAUUUAAUGGUCAGUCUUCAGUUUUAAGGCUACCUGAAUUUUCAAAUUAUACAUCUCCAAAACUCAUUAUAGCCCCAACCUUUACUAUUUCUAUAUGGUUAAACACCGAAACAUCAUUCUCAGCUCUAUUGUCAAAAAAUAGCAUUUCUGAUAAUUUACUCACUCCUCCCUUGACUAGAUUCAAAAUAUAUUGGAAAAAUCUAAAAUUACUGCUUUUUGGUGAGCAAAUUUUUUUUUUUGGAUUUGACAUAUAAUGAAUAUUAUAAUGUAGUCUCAAGCUGAUUUUGCUUAAAUUUUAGAUAGCUUACAUAAAAAAAAUCAUAAAAAUUAACCCCUCAUAUAUCAGAAAACAAAUUCUUGUGGACUCAGCUCUUUAUUUUAUCUCAUUAAUAAGCAGUAAACCUGCAAUUUCUCUCCUAAUAAGCUCAUCCCCUUUCUUUUACUCAUGUCAAGCAUCACUCAAUAACUAUGAAUGAAGCCAUAUUGUAUAUACAUUAGAAGCUGCUCAAAAUGGCUACAAUAAGAUUUCCUGCUAUAUCAAUGGAGUGCUUGAUUCAUCAGGAAUGACAGGUUAUGGAGCUUUUCUUGAUAUAGGUCCUCAUACCACAAUGGCUAUAGGAGCUCAAAUUAGCUCGUCAGCAGUUUAUAAUUUUUAUCAAGGCUUUAUUUAUACUAUUCAAAUAUUUAAUACAGCAAAAUCAAUAUCUAGUCUAUCGACAACAUCUUGCAUCGAACCUUGCAGUGUUUGUCCUAUCAGCCAAGCAUGCAUACCUAACUGCAAAAUAAAUGAAUAUUGGAGUGGCCCUGCAUAUAAUAAAUGCUAUAAUUGCAAUAUUAAAUGCAAAAAAACUUGCAGAGAUUGGCGAUCUACAUGUUCGCUUUGUAGUAAUUUAUUAUGUGACGUCUGCACUGAUUAUUCAGCUUCUGGAUGCUCAGCUUGCAAAGAGUAUGCGAUUAAUCCUGAUUCCUGUAUCUGUGACAUAAAUUAUGUAUUAGAUGCUUCCAAUAAUAGCAGCUGCAUUCCUCUUGAGGCUGGUGGAUUUAGAGAUCCUAACUCCCCCUCUGUGAGUGAACAAAACCAUUAGAAAAAUCGCUAUUUUUUGCCCAAAAAACCCAUCCUCUGUGAGUGAACAAAAACUUUUUAAUAGAAAAAUUUUUUAUGGAAAAAAUUUUUGAUAUAUAAGUGAUAAUUAGCAUAAUGAAAUCUAGUGCUAAUUCUGUUUAAUUUUAAACAAAUUGCUUUUUAAAAACAUAAAUUUUAUAUAUAUUAAAUUAAUAUUUGCUUUCCAAUUUUUGCGUAUUAGGAUUUUUUUAAAAUUUCGAAAAAAAAUUUAUAUAUAAAAAAAAAAAAUUAACCCCUCCGUGAGUGAACAAAUACAUUUUGGAAUUUUUUAUCCUUGUCCAAAUUACUGCACUAUUUGUGAAUCCCUUACUAAAUGCUCUGCUUGUGUAGAAAAUGCGAGUCUAAUUAAUAAUCUCUGUUAUUGCAAUAUAGGCUAUAACGGUACUAAAAAUUGUAUUUUAGUUCCUUUUUCAGCAAAACUCUCCGUUUUAUCAGAUAAUUCUCUGUAUCUCACUUUUUCAGACAGUCUUGCUAAAAAACUUACUACAAAUGAUUUUACCAUAAAAAUUGCAAAGCUAGGAAAUAUUUCCUAUAAAAUUGAGGAGGUGAAUAAUACUUGCUAUUAUAUUACUAUAAAAAUUACAGAAGAAGUAUCUAAAGGGACAUUAGCUACGCUUGAGUUUUUAAAUUUGACAGAAGUGAGAUCAGUCUCAAAUGGGCUCUUAAAUUCGUCAGAAAUUUCAGCAUCUUUAAAUUCUUAUGACCCUGCUCCAUAUUCGCCUACUAUUGCUGCAGUCAGUUCUCAAGCAGAAACAAUAGCUCAGACGACUGUUGCUUUAGUAGCUGCUUUGUCGAUUAUCAAUCCUAAUCCGAGCUCUCUAUGGAGCAUGAUGAAUACUUUACAAAUCCUCAGCUACUUGACAUUAUCAGGGAUCCCUUUGUCUAAAAAAAUAAGCGCUUUUUUGAAUAGCUUGAACUCCUUUAACUUAUUCCCAAAUGCAUUUAUAUAUAUUACGAAUAAAGAUGAAGGAAAAACUCCGUAUUCUCAAGCAAAAGAGUUUGGUUUUGAUACUGAUCUGAUACUAUUAAAUACUGGAAAUGAUUUUACGCUUAUAUUGGCUUCAUUUUUAGCUUUUCCUAUUAUUUUAUUUUUUUCUCAAUGCUCAUUCAGAUGAAUUGGUAAGAAAUUUAUGAAAACUGUGAAGGCUUAUCAGUUUGCCUUUUAUUUGAGAUUUUGGAUACAAUGCUAUUUAGAACUAGGAGCAGCUGCAAGUAUUGGACUUAUUACUUUUGGAUUUAAUAAUAUCACUCAGAUAGCGAAUUUUCUUAUAUGUAUAGCUAUUUAUAUUUUGCAUGCUAUUGCUCCAGCAGUGUUUUUUUGGUUUUCUUAUAAAAAUAAAAAUAGGAUCCAGUCGCGAGAAAAAACCUUUAAUAGACGAUUUAGCUCGUUUUUUUAUGAAUUUCGAACUGAUCGAGGGUUACUUGCAACACAGUAUUAUUUUGUAUUUUUUAUAAGGAGACUUAUCUAUAUCAUAAGUUUGGUCUUCUUAAGAAACUAUCCACAAACUGAAGUAACAAUUAAUGUCGUUCUUUCAAUAAUGACUAUAAUGCAUUUAUUUUUCUUUUGGCCAUUUAAAGACUAUACUUUACAAAUUUGUAAUUUAUUGACUGAAAUAGGUAUUUUUUUCAUAAUGACCACUAUUUCUAUUUAUUUAUUUAAUUUAGACCAAGAAAAUUUGUCAAUUAUUGAGGAAGUGAUUGUAUCAAUUGUAAUAGCUAUUAUGGGAAUUCAGAUUUUAGCUUCAAUAGUUAUUUCUGUAAGGACGUUAUAUAAGAUUAUCAAGUAUAAGCUAGAAAAACAAAAAUUUUUAAAGGUCAAUUCAUGCGAGAUAGCAAAAAUUAAAUAA
This is a messenger RNA of Blepharisma stoltei, 6514 nucleotides long. The record is from the annotation of a GenBank genome assembly. Lineage: Eukaryota; Ciliophora; Heterotrichea; Heterotrichida; Blepharismidae.